Molecule: messenger RNA, 1425 nt
Organism: Mesorhabditis spiculigera
Lineage: Eukaryota; Metazoa; Nematoda; Chromadorea; Rhabditida; Rhabditidae
Source: the annotation of a GenBank genome assembly
AUGCCCCCCUAUGGCCGCAUCCUGUCUCUCGACGACUUCCACAAGAGGACCGCCCAGUUUGCUACCCAGGCCAAAAUCGACGUCUUGUCAGGGCAAGCGGAUGCGACGGUCGAGCAAAAAGUUCCAGAAGAAUACCGCCUAUCCCCAAGUCCGGUGAUCAACAACAACCAAAACAACAACACCAACCCCGACAAGAUGCUGGCCGCUAGAAGAAGGGCUAGUAUAAUGUAUGAUAAUGAGAGCUCAACCUCAGAGGAAAUGGUAGAAAACGAGGUAGAUACCGAACCGGAGGCUGCUGUUCCGCAACCAACUCAGCCUGGAGCUCAAGUUCAGAGGACGACAGCUCAACUCCAAAACCGGACCCUCAGCCAAGUGAUGAGCGAGGAGGACAGCGAUAGGUCGAGCGCCGAUUCCGGGGUGGUACAAGGGACACCAGCUCCUCCGGCCACUACAACUCUAGCCACGAUCGCCUCCAGAAGCGACACGACCGUCGACCACAACCGAUUUAUUGCCUUGGCUGACUGGACCGGCGAUGAAGAAGGAGAUUUGGCGAUCAAAAAGGGCGAUCUGUUGAAGAUUCUGGAGUUACGGGCUGAUGGCUGGUGGAAAGCCGUUAAUACCCUUGGCUUUGUUGGGAAUGUUCCGAAGACCUUCCUAAAACAUUUCGAUCCGACGGAUGUCGGGCCUAAGGUUGCACUGUUGAUUGAGGCUUCGAUAAUUGAGGACAAUGAGUCAACAGGCCACCCCGAAGAGAUAUCUGUCGGCGUCGCCAAAGUGCCCCUCAUCUACAACCAAGUUAAUGGCACCAGAUUGGCUAAUCGCACCUAUACAGAAAUAAUGCUCCGUGAGAAUGUUUUCAACCGGAACGGGCCAGGGAUCCGUACGGGGAGUCAAAUCGUCUUCAGGGUCACCGACGUGCCAAUGGACUUGGUGCCGUAUGUGGACUCCCUUCCCGACGUCCUGCUCCUACCCCCACAGUUCGCCCGGCUGACGUUCUUCUACCGUAGACGGCUCGGAGAAGCUCUAUUAAGAGACCGGGAACGUCGCGAUACCUCAGAACUCCUCUACGACCCGUUCCUCGCCUCCUUUCCCCGGGCUUUCGACCAGUCCGACCUCCUGGAAUAUUGCCGCCGAGCUUUCCAACCAAAGCAUAACCAGAUUGCCAAGAAAUCCGAAUCCGAGCAGUUGAACACGUUCUUCUCGUACUUUAUGGAGACCGCGUUUGUGCUGCUCGACAACCCGCGGCUGCCGCCGUUCAGCCACUGGGAUAUGCGGGCGAUAAUGGCCAGGCACCAACUCAUCGAAGAGCACGCCCAAUCAGUCCUGGAAAACAAGGGCAACGUGCAAUUCCUCUUGACGCACCCCUCAAGACCUAUCGAUGUCUUUGCAUAUGCUGUCGAUCCAAUGGGGCGCCAUGCCAUUGAU